Puccinia graminis f. sp. tritici CRL 75-36-700-3 is the source of this 862-nucleotide messenger RNA. RefSeq lists its product as uncharacterized. The record is from RefSeq and is a predicted model, not a curated record. The transcript has 2 exons. NCBI's taxonomy places the organism in Eukaryota, Fungi, Basidiomycota, Pucciniomycetes, Pucciniales, Pucciniaceae. The coding region runs from base 66 to 728 and encodes 220 amino acids.
AAGACUCACUCAAAGCAAAAACAAGCCACAUAGUCAUACUCACCACGAACCGAAACAUCUACCCAAUGUCAAUCCCUCCCAAGAAACCUACCAAUCAACAGGAUCCAUCAUGGAAACGCUCGAAAGGGUUCAGGAUUGGGAAGAAUAAACCUGGAGUAUCUCAAUCGGUUUACCUUGGGAAAGCCGAAAAGAUCAAAAAGACAUUGAUUCACAAGGCCAAGUUGAAGAAACAACGCGCAAAGGAACUCGCUAAGGCAGGCUAUGACACCACCACCUCGGGUCCAGCCCCAGAAAGUCCAACGGAUAAUCAUCAAGAGGAUCAACCUUCGGGGCGGACUGAUAGUCGGAGAACCCAACCGGGACCAUCGGACUCUCGAAGGCCUAAAAAUUCUCACCAAGAACGUCCCAAAGACUCGUCACAUCCUUCAACUACAAAGUCCCAAAAUUCGUCGAAUCAACAUGAUCGACAUCAUCCGAAAUCCUCUGCAAGAGCUCAACAGAACCAUCACCCAUCAUCGAGCGAGUUGAAAGCAAGCCUGAAAGAAUCGACUACUAAAACCCGAGAUCCUCAGCAGUCCAAUCAUCAUCUCAAGACUCCGAAUAGGCCCGCAAGAGCUAAGAUCCAACACGCUAAUGGGCAGCCCAAACUCUCACAUCGUGUAUCUAAGAUCUUGAGCAAAUUGGAACAUGAGAAGGAAGAAGAUCAAUCCCGUCUAUCAUCAUUCUGACCUUCAUGAACGCCCGUCUUUCAUAUUCCUGAAUGUAAUAUUAGUAUCUAUCAAGUUGCCGGCUGUUUCUGCCUGGAUAGUACUUGCGUGCUCGUGUAUCAGCUAUCUCGGAAGAAAAACAUCUUGUGAACUAC